AUGGAGGUCAUCGUGCUGGACUCCUCCGACUCGCCUGCCCCCGUGCGACGCUCUCCGCGGCUGUUCGUCUCGUCAUCCAGUCCCUCCGCACGCCGGCUCGUGGCCAAACGCCAACCCAAGCUCGUGCGAUCGUCCGCACACGCGUCCAGCUCCCUCCCCAGCAUCAUCGAGAUCUCGUCCAGUCCGAGCACACGCAAGUCCAGACGUCUGUCGAAGAUUGCCUUGCCCAGCUCGCCGACCAUGGAGUCGGCCCCGUGUGUGGCUGAUGUGCCUGAGCUCGACAUCACAGACCAACACAACCUGUCAGUCCAGGAGAUCAAGUCGAUGUCUGCCCCUCCUUCAGAUGACAUCCAAUUGGGCAGCAUCUUCGACAUUGGCACAAACACCACGCUGGUGUCUCCGCUGAAACCAUUGCACAAAGAAAGCACGCCCACCACGGCCCCACGCUCGGCAUAUUCUCCAGAGGAGCUGGAUGCCAUGCUUGAACAUGCGCGUAUUGCUGCCCCAAAAGAACUCAAACAGAUCAACAAGAUGCAGCGCACAAAGGAGGAGCUUAUGGCAGAGGUGAAGAUCGAGUUCGAAACCAAACUCCAUGCUAAAUUGCUCGAGAUCAACGCCGAUCUCGAUAGUCUGCUUGAACCGGUGCAAGUUGCCACUGCCUCGCUGUUCCUGCCACUGAUCCAGUUCAAACGGACAAUUCAGUCGGUGUACCACGACGAGAAAGGCGCGUUUGUGCCCGUUGAGAAGUACGACACCACAGAGUCGACGGUGGUGCUGUUCUACGAAGCAGCAGACCUCGUAGAAAAAAUUAAAGACGACUCGCUCCGCACAAUCAUCACCAGAGUCAAACGGACUCGCGACAACGCAAACAUCGUGGUCAUGAUCAACGGUUACGACCAGCACCUGCAGACCCUCCGCACCCAGCACAACAGGGCAUUUGUCACACAGGUGAUGCAGAAAAUGGGCAAAGACAAACCGCAGCGCAAGCUCGAGCGAGAAAACAGCACCAUUUCGGCAGAGACUGUGCGACAGAAACUUGCAGAGCUCGAGAUCUUCUUUGGGAUCCAUCUGUUCCCUAUAAAAGGUCUGCGGGAGCUGGUCGAGUGGCUCAAGUCGUUCUGCUACACUAUGGCUUCCAAACACUACGACCCGCACGAACGCCACCCGGACCUCGCCAACGUGGGCAACAUCCGCUCGGGCCAGACCCCUGAAGAAUGCUACCAAGAAUCGCUCAAACAAUUUAAAUAUCUAGUUACCUCGACAGCCCGCACGCUUGUUAAGGAAUACCCAACGCUUGCAGAACUUGCCCAUACCUUACAAACCAAAGUUCCAUCGCUAGUCCGGACAGACGUGGAACAGAACCUGAAAAAAGCCUUUACAAGCACCGAUCCCAACGAGCUUCUCAACGACUGA
This is a messenger RNA of Ogataea philodendri, 1413 nucleotides long. RefSeq lists its product as uncharacterized. The record is from RefSeq and is a predicted model, not a curated record. Gene Ontology annotation, cellular component: Holliday junction resolvase complex; nucleus. Bases 1 to 1413 code for a protein of 470 amino acids. The transcript has a single exon. Gene Ontology annotation, molecular function: nuclease activity; DNA binding. Gene Ontology annotation, biological process: resolution of meiotic recombination intermediates; double-strand break repair; replication fork processing. Lineage: Eukaryota; Fungi; Ascomycota; Pichiomycetes; Pichiales; Pichiaceae.